UAUGUUUUUAUAUAAUGGAAAGUAUAUCGUUCCCCUAAGUAUCACUAAUUAUAAGUGAAUUCUUGAAAAUUUAAUUUUCUAUAUUUUAAUCGCAUAAGAUUGUGGUAUCACAUGAAGAUCAAAUAAUCCCAAUAAUCUAUGAUUUAUAGCAAUCAGAUACAGUGAAGAAAUAAUGAUAACGCAGAUAACUAUAUUCUAUAUUUUUCAACAUAUUACGACAGUCAUUGGUUGGACAUAAAUUAAAGCACAUUAAAAAUGGAAAUUCGCUCUCUUUUUAUCACGAUUUUGGUAGUCGCAUUUGCUUUUCUUCAUUAUGGAGAGGCAAAGAGAUGUUAUAAGUGCGAUUCGAGAACUAGUAAAACUUGUGUAAGCGAACCAUCAUGGAAAAAAGAGGUAGAAUCAUGUCCAAUUAGAAGUAAUUGUGCUACUUGUCAUUAUAAAUUCUACAACGGUACUAAGGUUCUUAUUCGCUCCUGUGGCACGAAUAACUCUAGCUCUGUCCAUUACCUCGAUUUGGAAUAUUGUAUUCUAUGUAAUAAAGAUCUCUGUAAUAAUGCUAAUAUAAUAACAGUUAGCAUGACAUUAGGAUGCCUCGUAUCGUUUUGGGCGAUUCGGUUUGUCCUUACAAAUUCGUAUUAAGUAUUUAACUCACAUCAUAAAAAACACAUCUUUAUAAUAAU
Camponotus floridanus (Florida carpenter ant) is the source of this 680-nucleotide messenger RNA. RefSeq lists its product as uncharacterized. NCBI's taxonomy places the organism in Eukaryota, Metazoa, Arthropoda, Insecta, Hymenoptera, Formicidae. The coding region runs from base 256 to 639 and encodes 127 amino acids. The transcript is spliced from 3 exons. The record is from RefSeq and is a predicted model, not a curated record.